Sitodiplosis mosellana (orange wheat blossom midge) is the source of this 3513-nucleotide messenger RNA. It is a transcript of the gene Tsf2, whose product is annotated as melanotransferrin. Gene Ontology annotation, biological process: iron ion transport. The coding region runs from base 449 to 2977 and encodes 842 amino acids. The transcript is spliced from 8 exons. The record is from RefSeq and is a predicted model, not a curated record. Gene Ontology annotation, cellular component: plasma membrane; extracellular region; early endosome. NCBI's taxonomy places the organism in Eukaryota, Metazoa, Arthropoda, Insecta, Diptera, Cecidomyiidae.
GCCACUUGUUUGUUGUUUUGAUGGGUCUUUGACAUGUUUAUUGGAUGGAAUUGAAUUUUUAGGACUAAAUUCCUUUUUUUUACUAUGAAAAAAUUAUUCGCAUAACGAGCUAUAGAUUAUCUCCAAAAUCUUUGAAAAAAAAAGUUUCGACGGAAUUUUAUUUUUUUCUUCAUUCCAAAACCCCAUCAAAAAUCGUUAUUACUUCGAUCUGUUGUUCCACCUCUCGACUGUCUAACACAUUCAAUUAAUGGCUCAUUUCACGUAACAGUGUAUCGAAAUGUCAAAUUACGAUGACUGUAUGGCAUCGUACACUCAUUCAUUGGGGUGUGACAUUCAUUAGUUGCUCAGUGUUUCGAUCGCAAGUGUUUUGUGCCUUACAAUUUUUUUUGUCGAUAUUUUCACAAAUUUUCGUUUUAGUUUCAAAUGUUUUUAUUUAUGCAUCGCAAAAAUGUUCCAUGAUAAUGUUAUAGCCGCUGUGUGUAUUUUGAUUAUUUCACCAUUUUGUAUCGGUCAAUAUUAUGAAGUCGAACAAACGAAGUUGGAAAAAUUUGUGUGGUGUACAACAAAUGAACCGGAACAGUACAAAUGCGGUAACUUUACGAUGGCCCUCGAGCGUGAUCGUGCAUUGUUUGACGAUAAUUACAUCAAUGUAACGUGUCACCAAGCCUUUUCAACGGAAGAAUGCAUUCAGUUGAUUGACACGGAAAAAGCGCAUAUGAUGUCAUUGGACGCUGGAAAUGUGUUUAUAGCCGGUCGUUAUCAUUCGUUGAUUCCAAUCAUGCAAGAGAGCUUCGAUGGUGGAUUCGUGAACUACUAUUCGGUUGCUGUUAUCAAGAAAGAUACCAUACCUGAAGUGACCUCAAUUCGUGACUUGCGCGGAAAGAAAGCAUGCUUUGCUGAAGUCGGCAGUCAAGCCGGUUGGACUAUUCCAAUUCAUACGUUACAACAAGAAGGCGGCAUGGAAAUCAUCGAUUGCAACAAUCAUGUGAAAAAUGCCAUCAAUUUCUUUGGCGAAUCUUGUGCUCCGAACUCUUUGAUCGACAAAUACAAUCCAAUUGGUGACAAUUCUGAUAAAUUAUGCGCUCUUUGCACUGGAAAAGUGCCCGGCGGUAAAUGUACACAUCGAGAUCCAUAUGCCGGUUUCGAAGGUGCUUUCAGAUGUUUGUUGGAAGCCGGUGAAAUUGCUUUCUUGAAACACACGACCGUUAGUGAAAUGAUCAACAGCAAAGAAUUCCGUUCGGCGCAUGCUGAUCGUUUUGAAUUAUUAUGCCGAGAUGGUUUGAGACGUCCACUAUCCGAAUAUCGUCAAUGUAACUGGGGUCUUGUCCCAUCACAUGCCUUGGUCACUUCAUCAGCUCGUUCAUCGCAAGAGCGAAAACAUUAUCAACAAUUUUUGACACGAGCCGUGCAACUUUACUCCACUAAACCUGUUCAAAAUUCAACCUUAAACGACCGCCGCUACGAAGGUUACAAUCGAUUCGACACGAACAAUGAUAAUGACAAAUACUACGACCAAAAGUAUUUGCAAGAACAGAACAAUCAAGGAGGUCAAAAUUCAUGGAAUCCAUACGAAACAAACAAAGGUGGUUCUGGUAGUUCUGGUGGUUUCAGAAGCAAUUUAGAUAGUAGUUUUACCACUGAACGCUCACGCUUUGAUGACAACACAACGCAAACCUAUGAGAAAUUCGAAAUUUUCGAAUCGGAACGCUAUGGCGGUCGAUUGAAUCUUCUCUUCCAAGAUGCAGCUCGGAAUUUGGUGCCAAUCAAAGAAGACGAUCAAAGUUUUGGCGGCUAUUUGGGCAGUGCACUGCAACAGAUUCUGGAAGUUCGUCAAUGUCCCGUGGGUCGAAUGACUUUGUGCGUCACAUCCGAUGCGGAAUUGGAUAAGUGUAUUAAGAUGAGGACUGCUUUGAAAGCUCAAUUGAUCAAACCGGAAAUGAGUUGCUUCAAAGGACACUCGCACAUCAAUUGUAUGCAAUCGAUUCGAACGGGUAUUGCUGAUGUUGCUGUUCUGGAUGCAAGCGAUGUUUACACCGCUGGAUUGCGUUAUGAUUUGAUUCCAAUCAUUUCGGAGGUGUAUAAUUUGGGUGAACCAGAAUAUUACGUGGUGGCUGUGGCCAAAGAAGAGGAUCCAUCAACGGAGUUGACAUACUUGAAGGGGAAAUAUACGUGUCAUCCGGGUAUCAACACAGCUGCCGGCUGGGUGUAUCCAAUGGCUUAUUUGAUUUCGAACGGAUGGAUUCGACCAUAUGGUUGCGAUAGUGUUCGAGCAGCGGCGGAAUAUUUCACCAAAUCUUGCGUGCCAGGUGCCAUUAGUGGCGAAUAUAACAUUGGCGUUCCAUAUGACAAUCUAUGCGAUUUGUGUCAUGGAACUUCUUACAGAUAUUGCCGUCGUGAUGCAUCCGAAGAUUAUUAUGGGCACACUGGCGCCUUCCGUUGCCUAGUUGAAGGUGGUGGCGAUGUAGCCUUCGUCAAGCAUACAACAGUCAUGGAAAAUACCGGCGGAAAGAGAAGAGAAUGGUGGGCUCGAAAUACACUGAAUGAUGACUUUGAACUCCUUUGUCCAGAUGGUACUCGACGUGAUUUACCUGAGUAUAGAAACUGUAAUUUGGGCAAGGUGAAAGCGAAUGCAGUAGUUACACGCGGCGGAGAAGGCUUCAAUGAAACUCAAAUCAAUGCAUACAUGAAUCUCUUUACCUAUGCUCAACAAUAUUAUGGCCGCAAAGAUGCUGACGCCUUCAGUUUCAGUAUGUUCUACUCGAUGCCACCGUAUCAUGAUCUUAUUUUCCAAGAUGCAACCCAACAAUUGCAACCGGUUCCACACUCAAAACGACGCUACGACUUGUAUUUAGGCGGUGAUUUCAUGCGUGCCAAACGCAUUACUGAUUGCGAUGCCGGAGCUAUGGCUCACAAAUUCUCAAUAAGUCUGGCCAUCAUUGUUCCAUUACUCGUCGCUUUUACAUUCACACACCUUUGAACAUUAAGCAGGAGCAAAAAGCAGCCAUUUCGAUUAAAAUUUAAGUCAAAACUGACAAAAACCAAAUUGUGCAACUAAAUAAGUGCUAACACACAAAUUGCUCAGAAUCUAAAUGCUAUGGAUGCCAAGUAUCCGUAGUAAAUUUCAAAUUCCGUCCAAUUUUUUUUUUAAAUGAUUCACCGUAGAAAACUUGAACAGAACUUUUUAGUCACUGCGAAUUUUAUCGCACCGAAAUAACAAAAAAAAAAUCGACCAUUUACCACAUUAAAUGUAAGACAUUAUGAUCGACACUAAUUGUGCAGCUUGGAUUUAUAUUUUAAAUCGUUAGAUUAAGCCGUAAUUUCCGUCCAUUUUUUUUCGACGUCUUAUAAAUGAACUGUUUACAUAAAGUGUAGAAAAUCAAAAUAUUUCUUUUUUAUAUUAGAAGACGCGGUUUUACAAGAAAGUUUUAUAGCAUUUUUAAACCAUUUUUUGAUGUACAAAAAUGUUCAACAUUCCAUUUCUUUAGUAAAUUAAAUAGAAACUUUUAAAACGUA